Messenger RNA from Nezara viridula (southern green stink bug), 3450 nucleotides. NCBI's taxonomy places the organism in Eukaryota, Metazoa, Arthropoda, Insecta, Hemiptera, Pentatomidae. The record is from the annotation of a GenBank genome assembly.
AUGAUGGAUUCGACAUUUGUGCUACUGGCGACAUUAAUGCUAACAACCAUGAUUGUGGAGACGUCAUCGGUGGUCUAUGAACCGAAAACUUUGGUGAACUCUUACUGUCCUGAGGUUACUAGCAGCAUGUUGAAAGACGGAUUGGACUAUGCUGCCACUGUGUAUCGCUACGAUCUCAUCAAGCCUGCCGAAAUAGAGCUCACUAGCAUGCAGGCUCUUCUCAUAUCUUUGCUCAACUGUUUAAGAACUCGAGACAACGAAUCUUGCACCAUCCUUGCUGAUUGCUCUAGUCGCAUAAAGCAACUGCGCUCCAGGUAUGUCGGACUCUGGCUGAGGGAGGACUUCCGGUUUCCAGACGAAGACAUGAAUAUAGCAAUGAAUCGCCUGGACUCGCUGGUUGGUGCUGGAGAACUGGUCCUGCACUCAAAUGUGUUGUCGGUUUUUUCUUCACUUGCUGAUAGCUAUGGCAUCAGUCUACAAUCGAAAAAAAAAAGUGGAAAUUUGAUGCUUGAACUAGAAUAUGCAGUGGCUAACAACAUUGCUUGUGAAAUUAUUGCACUAGUUAAUGAAGGAGGAAACAUCAAUGGGUUAACUCAGUCCGGGGAAAGCCUUGUACAUUUGGCCGUGAGGAGAGGAAGUACUUCUUCUAUUGCCGUACUUGGGUUCCUGAAGGCAGAUUUUGACGUUCUCAACGCUGCUGGAGCAACCCCUAUGGAAGAAGCUAUUAACAUGAACAGCGUUCCAUCUAUCAAGGAACUGAUAUUGGCUGGUGCUAAAAUUAAGAAGCAGUUGCUCGAAGGUAACUCUUACCUCCAUAUUGCAGCUACUUCUUGCAAGAAUGAAGCAUUGCGGGCCUUACUUGAGGCAGGACUUGAACCCGACGUAAGGAACCACCUGGGAAAUACUUCAUUGCAGCUAGCUGUCAAAGUAGAAAAUGUUAAUGGGACGGAAAUCCUACUAGAAAGAUACGCUAAUAGGUCUUCUUUGAUAUCAGAAGAAGAAAAGAGUCUUCUGCAUAUAACCGUUGUGUCAUCGAAUGUUGAUAUGUUUAAAGCAUUUAUAAAAUGUAGGAAUUUGUUAGAUCUCAGAUUCGAAAAUAAUGACACAAUAGUUCACUUGAUAGUUCGUUCAAAUAAUUCAAUUGAAAUGCUCAAAGUACUGAGAGGUCAAACAACGCCAUUAAACAUCCGGAACGAUGAUGGUCUCGCGCCUUUGCAUAUAGCUACUGAUCCAUCAGUUGUUGAGACACUGCUAGAGAUGGGUGUUGAUGUCAAUAUUACUACAAGAAAAGGAAAAACAGCUCUCCAUAUAGCUUCGUCCAAAGGAUAUCUGAAUGUCGUAAAAGUUCUAGUACAACAUGGUGCAGGAGUUGACAUACAAGACGACCAAAAUGAAACAGCUCUGAUGGCUGCUACGAAAUCAAAGAUGAAUAUUGUAGUUAUUUUUCUAUUGUAUAGUGGUGCAGAUCUAACAAUAAAGAAUAAUCAAGGUCGUACAGCGCUACACUAUGCCUCUAAAGAAGGCUGCAUUGACUGUGCAUUAACGUUGUUGGACAACGGAGGAAAAGUAGAUGAAAGAGACACAGAUAAAUUCACUUCUCUACAUCUUGCAGCACGAAGAGGACGAAUGGGUGUGGUGACUUUACUGUUGGAACGUGGAGCUGAUCUAACAGCUAAGUCAGGAUCAGGAAUGACACCACUAAUGGAAGCAUCUUUUAAUGGCCACUUGGAUGUAGUGAAGCUUCUUAUUGACCGAGGAGCGUCUAUCAACGAUAAGGAGGACGGAUGGACUGCCCUACAUUAUGCUGCACAAGAAGGUGAAGUAGACGUUGUGACUUUACUGUUGGAUCGUGGAGCCUCCAUGAACGAUAAAAAUAAUGAUGGAUCAACGGCAGUACAUCUUGCAGCACGAGGAGGGAAUAUGGGAGUGAUGACUUUACUGUUGGAACGCGGCGCUGAUCUAUUAGCUAAGUCGGAUUCAGGACUGACACCUCUAAUGGAAGCAUCUUAUUAUGGCCAUUCGGAUGUAGUGAAGCUUCUUAUUGACCGAGGAGUGCCUAUCAACGAUAUGGACAAAGACGGAUGGACUGCCCUAUAUUACGCAGCACAAGGAGGUAAAGUAGAUGUUGUGACUUUACUGUUGGAUCGUGGAGCCUCUAUCAACGAUAAAAAUAAUGAUGGAUCAACGCCAGUACAUCUUGCAGCACGAGGAGGGAAUAUGGGCGUGAUGACUUUACUGUUGGAACGCGGCGCUGAUCUAUUAGCUAAGUCGGAUUCAGGACUGACACCUCUAAUGGAAGCAUCUUAUUAUGGCUAUUCGGAUGUAGUGAAGCUUCUUAUUGACCGAGGAGCGCCUAUCAACGAUAUGGACAAAGACGGAUGGACUGCCCUACAUUACGCAGCACAAGGAGGUAAAGUAGACGUUGUGACUUUACUGUUGGAUCGUGGAGCCUCUAUCGACGAUAAAAAUAAUGAUGGAUCAACGCCAGUACAUCUUGCUGCACGAGGAGAGAAUAUGGGCGUGGUGACUUUACUGUUGGAUCGUGGAGCAAAUCUUACAGCUAAAUCAUAUUCAGGAAUGACACCUUUAAUGGAAGCAUCUUAUUAUGGCUAUUCAAAUGUUGUGAAGCUUCUUAUUGACCAAGGAGCGGCUAUCAACGAUAAGAAUGAGAACGGAACGACUGCACUACAUUAUGCAGCACAAGAAGGGAAAGUAGACAUUGUGACUUUACUGUUGGAUCGUGGAGCAAAUCUUACAGCUAAAUCAGAUUCAGGAAUAACACCUUUAAUGGAAGCAUCUUAUUAUGGCUAUUCGGAUGUAGUGAAGCUUCUUAUUGACCGAGGAGCGCCUAUAAACGAUAAGAAUGAAAACGGAACGACUGCACUACAUUAUGCAGCACAAGAAGGGAAAGUAGACGUUGUGACUUUACUGUUGGAUCGUGGAGCCUCUAUCAACGAUAAAAAUAAUGAUGGAUCAACGCCAGUACAUCUUGCAGCACGAGGAGAGAAUAUGGGCGUGGUGACUUUACUGUUGGAUCGUGGAGCAAAUCUUACAGCUAAAUCAUAUUCAGGAAUGACACCUUUAAUGGAAGCAUCUUAUUAUGGCUAUUCAAAUGUUGUGAAGCUUCUUAUUGACCAAGGAGCGGCUAUCAACGAUAAGAAUGAGAACGGAACGACUGCACUACAUUAUGCAGCACAAGAAGGGAAAGUAGACAUUGUGACUUUACUGUUGGAUCGUGGAGCAAAUCUUACAGCUAAAUCAGGUUCAGGCAGAACACCAUUAAUGAUAGCAUCUGAAAACAGCCAAAUAGAUCUAGUGAAGCUUCUAAUAGACCGAAGAGCGCCUAUCAAUGAUAUGGACAAGGAUGGAUGGACUGCAUUACGAUAUUCAAAGAAUUUUGGCAAAAAAGAGUUAAGUGAAUACCUUGAAUCAAAAGGUGGGAUUGAGUAA